Bolinopsis microptera is the source of this 1540-nucleotide messenger RNA. RefSeq lists its product as uncharacterized. The record is from RefSeq and is a predicted model, not a curated record. Bases 1 to 1260 code for a protein of 419 amino acids. Gene Ontology annotation, cellular component: nucleus. NCBI's taxonomy places the organism in Eukaryota, Metazoa, Ctenophora, Tentaculata, Lobata, Bolinopsidae. The transcript has 4 exons.
AUGAACGGCCUAGUUGGAUACGGAAGUAGUGAUGAAAGUGACUCUGAACCAGAAACUGCACCAAAACCUAAAGAAACCCCAGUAAAGUUAACUAACGGUACUAACUCACAGGAUACCCCAAAACAAACCACCAACCAUCAGACACACCAAGCUCCGAGCACCUCCUUCCCAACCGUACCACAAGACAUAGACAAGAAGUUAGACAUAUCAGAUGACGAGGAUACUUACAUACCCCGCUCUAAAUCAUCCGCCAAACCUGCACCCUCUCUCCCUCCAAUAACAUCACACCUCCCCAAACCAGCUCCGAAACUCCAGAACCUGUCAGAAGUUAUAGAUAAAGCUCAGAUAGUGACGGUGGAAAGAGAUAACCUCAUAAGUAAGGAGGGGGUUAUUGCUAGUUUUCUUCCCAAACCUAAAGACAAUGAUGUCCAUGAGAUGGAGUUGGAGCGCUUCCACAAGAGCAAGCGCAGGAAGAAAGAUAAGAAGAAGAAGAUAUUUGUUCUUGAUUUGGAAGACUUUUCUGAUGAAGAGGAAGUUAAACCAAAACCUCGACGUCCCGUAUCAUCUAAAUCUGCAUCAGGACUCUUCUCGAUUCUACCUGAGCCUAAAAACUGCAAAAUAAACACUAAAUCUACCAAGUCAGUUGUCACUAACAAGGCUAAGUUUACUUUCAAACCAAGGACCCUGCAACCAGUUAAAAAGAAAGUUACUGAAGAUGCAGAAGUGGACGUUAACGAUGAUAAUGACCAAAAUGGAACCGAUUUCUUCUCUUUCACCAACUACACGAAAUCGACCAAAGAUAUCGAGAAAGCAGCAAAGGCUGUGAAAUUGGAUCAAUUUAAGCCUAAACAAGUAUCAGCUACUCCAGAAACUAUGACUGUCCAGGGAGAACUGAGGAGUAUUGAUGCGAUAAUUGCUCCUCAAGAUGACACCUUCACAGAACCCGUCCUACCAGUCCCUGCUGAGGACAUGAGCGAAGUCCCCUCAGAGUUCAGAGACUUUGUGUAUAACGCUGCGGAGGUUAUGGACGUUAACCAGGAGAUACAGUCUACAGACGAGUGGGCUCUCAAGAACCUCGAUUAUAGCGACGAUCAGCCUCAGUCCAGCGGAAAGUGUCCACUGAAAGGACAGACAAGAAAGAAGAACCAGAUCCAGUACUUAGCAUGGCAAGCUAAGGAGAGAGAGUCAGACCUGAAGAGACAGUGGGGAGACAACAGGAUGAACAGACAUGCUACUCAGAGCAAAUAUGGGUUUAGGUGAAGUUGUUUUGUGUGAAACAGAGUAAAAAUACGGUUCUCGAAUUUUAGGCGUGAAGUGGCCAGAAAUGUUGAACAAGCUUCUGAGAGAAAAUACGGGUUUACGUGUGGUGAGAACAAAUAAACGCGUUUCUCUGAGUAAACACCGAGUUAAGUGUGAGAGUGUAAGAUAUCGGACUAUAUGAGGUUUUAUUACAUUGUCUACAUUUUCUUCAAAUAUAUUACUUUAAAUGUUAUGUCUUUUUGUAUAAUAUAAUUUAAAUUAAUCACUCAUUUAAUAAAUU